This is a messenger RNA of Cavenderia fasciculata, 2016 nucleotides long. RefSeq lists its product as uncharacterized. The transcript has 5 exons. Lineage: Eukaryota; Evosea; Eumycetozoa; Acytosteliales; Cavenderiaceae. The record is from RefSeq and is a predicted model, not a curated record. The coding region runs from base 1 to 2016 and encodes 671 amino acids.
AUGUCACUUACAAAAAAUGAUAUUAUGGAUUUAAUAGGAGACAUGUACCCUGGGUAUCCAGGUGGCCAUAAUAUUGAAGAUAUCAUGGAUCAGAUUGAUAAUGGAACCUAUAAACCACCAACCAUUCCCGAUACUAGUGUCACUCCACCAGUCAAGCCACCAACUACCACUCCACCACCUGUCAAGCCACCAGUCAUUACUUUUCCACCAAAGAUACCACCAAAGACUGUGAAAGAGAAUAGAUUCUAUGUCGGUUAUUCCUCUAAGUCUGAUGAAGUAUUCAACGAUGAAAAGCGUCCAGUCCCACCAUUGCCAGUUGCCAAGCCUCCUGCUCCAGGUUCCAAAGCAGCUGCUGCUGUCAGAUCAAAGAGAGAAGUCGAGCAAGACCUUUUACCAGCUUGGGAUCCCGAUUACGUCAUCCCUCCUUUUGAUCCAGAUAGAAAACUUACCGAUGAAGAAGGUUUGAAGAUAAUCCUUCAUAUGUCUGUCUUUGAAGGAUCAAAGAAUGUUGUUUCCCAGAAUGCUGACAAUUAUUUCUUGGAGAACAUGUUACACUAUUCUGAUCCAAACAAUGAAAUUUUGGAAUUAUUUGGUCUCACCAAGCCAAAACUCAACCAGAAACGUUUAGAUAUUUGUGAUGAGCCAAAGGUUACUCUCUGGUAUUCCUACUAUUCAUUCUACUAUCUACCAUUGAUCGUUGCCAAUGGAAACUAUUCAGUCUCUAAAAAGAUUGAUAACAAAUUUUGUCAAGAAAAGCUUCAUAAUCUUGAAACUAAUCCAACUUUUGAUAAUACCUAUGCUCAUCAACGUAUGUUAUUAUUCAAAUUUGCAUUCUGUGAAAAGAACCAGUGGAUGCAGAAAUUCCAAAAGAAUGCUGUGCGUUGGUUACCACUCUACAUGGCUGCUCUAAAGGACCGUACAAAUUUGCCCAAGACGAUUUAUGAUUUGAACAACAAAAGAUCUCAAGAACAAUUCCAAGCCUAUAUUGUCAAUGCCAAGGCAGUACUAGAUAUCUUUGAUCCGACCGGAGAGACUUCAAAGAAUACCAUCAACACGAUCAUCGGUGCUUCAAUCUUUAUCAACCUCGAUAAGCAAAACUCAAUUAAAGAUACCAAGCUCAACAGAGAUAUUAUCAAAGAUACCAUCGAGCGUAUCAUUGAAAAGGCAAAGAGCGGCGUUGAUGAGCCUGAUGUGGACCAAGAUACACUGACCAUCUACAAGGACAUCCUAGCCGUAACAGGUUCUACGGUGGGAAGCGUCAGGGAGAUUCAGAAAGCUAUUCUGGCCACACAGUUCGAGUCAAUCGAUGGUCCAAACCUAGACAAAGGCUACGAGCAAUACUUCAAGGACAGAGGAGCAAGAAUAAUGAACAAGAUGCAAGUGACUGCCUCAAAUACUAAUCAAAUCGCCAAAGCAUUUGGUUAUAUUUUCAAGGUUUGCCAGAUAUCAGUCAUUAUCUAUUCAAUUGUUAAUUGGGACAAGUUGGAUACCUACAACAAAACUUUCUUUGCUCUGGAUGUGAUUAAUAUUGGAUUGGAUUUAGCAUCUAGCUCAACAGAGGUAGUUCCCAAUGCCUUUAGAUCUCUUGGUUCAGUGAUUGGUGUUGGAUUGAACAAGCUUCCAGCUGCUGACAAGAUUCUCACUGUCAUGGAGAAUGUCUUUACAACUGACCUAGCUUCAUUUGUCGCAACUCGCUUUAGCCCUGGUCUUAUGGCUAUUAGUGCCAUAAAAAGUGUAUACGACUGUGUACAAGAUGCAAAGGUUGGUAAUAUUGGUGCAAUGGUGUUGGAUGGUGUAUCAGCUGGUAUUGGUCUUGGAGUUGCCAUGGCUAUCUUUGGAGGUUGUGCUUGUGCAGGUAUAUUAUUUCUUUCUUUCUUUCUAUCGAUCUUAGGACCCCUAGCAUUGCUCGCAGGUGGUGUUUUAUUGGCCUUGGCAGGUAUAAAAUACAUAUUCUUUAGUCCCUCUAAUGACCAAAUAUUCUAUGACAAACUCUAUAAAGAUUUUAAACUUAAUUAA